Molecule: messenger RNA, 1884 nt
Organism: Exophiala bonariae
Lineage: Eukaryota; Fungi; Ascomycota; Eurotiomycetes; Chaetothyriales; Herpotrichiellaceae
Exons: 1
Coding region: 1-1884 (627 amino acids)
Biological process (GO): nucleoside metabolic process
Molecular function (GO): catalytic activity
Source: RefSeq, a predicted model, not a curated record
AUGGACCUGAAGAUUCCGAAUGCAGAAUCUUACCAAGUUGGAUGGGUUUGCGCGGUCAGAAUUGAAUAUAUCGUCGCAUGCGAGCUCCUGGACGAGGAAUAUGGCGCUCCAGAUCUUCGUUCAACCGAUGAUAAUAAUAUAUAUACAUGCGGUCGGAUGGGUGAUUUCAACGUCGUUAUUGCAUGCUUACCCAAAGGAAGAUACGGCUUGACCUCCGCGGCCACAGCGGCUCAAGAUCUACGACACAGUUUCCCACACAUAACUUUUGGACUCAUGGUCGGCAUCGGAGGAGGAGCACCACUCAUAAAUAAGGAUCGUGAUAUUCGACUGGGUGAUGUUGUUGUCUCCACGCCAAGUGGAAGGACCGGAGGGGUGAUCCAUUAUGAAUUCGGGAAAACCAUUCAGAAUAAAGAAUUCGUUCCAUUUGGCCAUCUGAAUGCUCCGCCCCGAGUCUUGCUAACAGCAGUUCAAAAGCUUGAUACCAUUCAUUAUCGUCGUGGGAAUCGAAUUCAGGAAACAAUAUUGCAGAUGAUACAACGAAACCCUCGAUUGAAGAAGGAUUAUUCUCGGCCUUCGCCCGAGAUGGAUAUUCUGUUCAAGACGUCCUAUCUACAUGAAGCCGAUUCUCAUCUUUGUGUACACUGUUGCUCCCCUAUUAGCGAUAACGUCGUUCCCAGACUCUCUCGUACUCAGGACUUGUUGGCAGAUCAGACAGACACGAUUCGCAUCCACUAUGGUCUCGUCGCUUCAGCUGACAGAUUGAUGAAAGAUGCUACGGUGCGCGAUCAAUUAGCCGACGCUGAAGGGGUUUUGUGUUUCGAAAUGGAGGCCGCUGGUCUCAUGGACUCUUUCCCAUGUCUUGUAAUUCGAGGGAUCUGCGACUAUUCCGACACCCACAAGAACGAUGUCUGGCAAGGCUAUGCUGCGGCUACUGCUGCAGCUUAUGCGAAAGAGCUGCUUGCGGUCAUGCCCAAGCGGGCGGUAAUUCAGAAACACAGCACGACUGGACUUUGGCAAGAACCAGCUGAUGAGCAACAAGACGAUUUGCCAGGCGGGUGGAAUUUCUCAGGCAUAAGCAAGUACUCUGAAACCCAAAGAUCUACUGGUUCCUCGCCAGGAUUAUUGCAACGAUCAGCUUUCGGGCAAGAAAACGGGUCACCGCAGAGAGCAGGCGACGCAGUCGGAAGCGCCCGGAAAGUUGAGGUCAAACCGCCAGAUAAAGUGCCACAAUUUGUGUUUCUGGGAUCUGGCGCUUUGAUCUACACUCUUCGAAGAAUCGGAUUUGAUCGCAUGGAUGGUCUGCCUUUAAGCUUUAUCAUGGCAGUCGAGAACAGAUUGGACAAAGUGAAGAUUCAGACUUCGUAUCUUGGGGUAAGGCGAGAUUUUUAUUAUCAUCCCCCUUACUUCUUCGCGGGGUCCUUGAUGUUUCCGAGCACCAUACGAGCUAUAAGCAGUGGGAUCUCUCUUGGGUAUAUCGUCUCAACGAUGGCAGUAGCUACUCUGCGUGGCUACAAACGGCACGCCGUAACGGGGUCUCCAUGGCCUGCCUUCUCGCCUAGCGAUGACCCCCGGGAUGAGAUAACGGGACUCGUCUGUUUUGGAAUCAACAGCUCGCAACGACAACGGAUCCACGAUUUUCAAGGCGGCAUGUUCGACCUGAGAAAGGCCAUAAUCGACAUUGAUUCAGGCAAUGGUGACACCUUGCCAUGUCAAGCUGAAUUGUAUGUCUGGAAUCAAUCUCCGAAUAAGUUAAUCCCCACCAACCUCAUGAAAUGGAGUCCUGAUUCAAUGUUGAAAGAUGACUGGAUUCAGGACAUCUUCAAGGAAACAAGAAAUGAAGAGGCUGUGCUAGAGUGGGAAAAAAUGGGUCGAUAUCGUGAGUAA